This is a messenger RNA of Gaeumannomyces tritici R3-111a-1, 1102 nucleotides long. RefSeq lists its product as hypothetical. NCBI's taxonomy places the organism in Eukaryota, Fungi, Ascomycota, Sordariomycetes, Magnaporthales, Magnaporthaceae. The coding region runs from base 160 to 795 and encodes 211 amino acids. The transcript has a single exon. The record is from RefSeq and is a predicted model, not a curated record.
UAAAAGACGGGAGAACCGUCCCGUUAGCGACUUCCCAGAUCCUUCUCUUCAUGCAGAGCCACAGCCCAAGAUCAACAAGCAUCUCUCGCGCCUUAAAGCCUUGAUUACAUAGCCCUUUUUGCUGUAAAGACACGCAAUCGAGCCUCUUUAUCAACCAACAUGCGUCCCUCCACGGCCCUCCUCUCUAGCCUCCUCGGCCUUGCCACCGCCAUGUCCAGCGGCGAGGAGUUCACCUCCAGCGGCACUCCCGACGGGGGCUUCACCAUCCCCAAGGGCUUGCCCGACGGCAUCUACUCCGUCUCGGUUGACGAGGCCGGGGUGGCGCACCACACCACUGUCAGCACCCUCUCGUCCCGGUCGGAGGGUGCCGCCCCCCUCGACGUGCUCGGUGCCGUCAAGCGCAGGCGCUCGGGCGGCGCCACGCUCCAGAAGCGCGACUGGGGCUUCGACUGCGGCGGCGGGAGGGAAAUGAACCACCAGGCCACCGACACGGCCGUGGACCUGCUCCGGCGGGAGUGCGGCGGCGGCAAGACCGUGGGCGUGGGCACGCAUCUGUACGGCAUCGGCAACUCGGGCGGCCACCAGGUCGCCGCCUUCUUCUGCCUCUUCGACCACAACCCCAGCGAGCGCGCUUGCUACAAUUCGGAAGCCGGGCUGCGGUACGAAGCCAUCACUCAGGUUUGCGGAUGGUACCGCGAGGGCUGGACCGACUGGUAUAGCGGCUCUACUAAGGAGUACACGUACGGAUACCACCUGGUCGACGACAACAAGAACUUCUGCGGUAGGAACCACUAGUGGGUGCUGGACAAGGCGUCGGUGGGACCGGCGACGAAAUUAUGUCUACAGAGUGCCCAUGUCUGGGCUCUGAGGCUAGUGUCCCAAAGACUUCGUCGUUUUGUCAGCAUAUGGCAAGGAGUCUGGGCGUAGGUGUGCGUCAGCGGUGGUGGCGGAAAUGAGUUUCUUCUUCUACCUAUAGCGGAGUUGGCCCAGUAUGGCUUCACGCAGAAAGUUUGUACUUGAGCCGAUGACGGCAAUUAUUUUACUACAGGCAGCCUUGCGCGUGCACAUUAUACAAUAAAGGGCAGUUUUUAUGUCCUAGGGA